This is a messenger RNA of Phycomyces blakesleeanus NRRL 1555(-), 1005 nucleotides long. RefSeq lists its product as hypothetical. The transcript is spliced from 5 exons. Bases 1 to 1005 code for a protein of 334 amino acids. NCBI's taxonomy places the organism in Eukaryota, Fungi, Mucoromycota, Mucoromycetes, Mucorales, Phycomycetaceae. The record is from RefSeq and is a predicted model, not a curated record.
AUGCCAAAAUACAGUGCAAAGCAACAAACAGUUGCUGCCUUAAAGAAAUCGCGUAAAAUCAGAAAAUUUGUAGCGAAGGAAAAAAAAAAGUCUGAUAAGCUGUUGAAAAAUAUUUCAGAAGUCCUUGAAGAGGAAGUUGAUGCAGAGUUGGAGAAGAUAGCUGUUGUGAAGGAUCUUGAGCAGAAUCUUCAAGCCAACAGAUACUUACACAAGGGUGGCAAUACAUUGCCAAAGCUUAAAUCAAAGGAAGAAAAACUUGCUUUCCUCGAAGACCUAGAUGCAGAUGGGUUCAAAGAAGAAAUCAGAAUGUUUAAAAGCAUGUUUAAUAAGCUGUACGAGAUAAUCAAAGACCAUUCUUUAUAUAAGUCACCGAAAGGACAUAAGCAGACUGAUGCUCAGACAGAAAUGCUGUAUCCUAUAGCAGGCUUGCAUGAAGAUCUGGUAUUGGAGGGCAGUGUCUUAAACUUCACAGUUUUUUUCUUCAAGAUAAUGCUAUCAAUGGAAAACAUGUACGUUUUUUGGCCAUCAGAACUCGAGAAGACAGCAACAAUAAUCCCAAGCAAUGAGAAACCAUUUGGAUUUCCUGAUCUUGUUGGGUUUUUGGAUGGAUACUUUGGAAGCAUGAACAAUGCCAGGGUGUUUGAAGAAUCGAUCAUGGGUAGCGAUCCCAAUAACUUCUUCUCUGGUGACCAGUAUGUUUUAGUCAAUGCUAGUUACAUUCCCAAGAUGUACGUUGUCCAUGUCAUAAAGAAGCCAAAAAACAAGGAAUUGUGUGAUGCGGACAAAGCGUUCAAUUCAUAUAUAGCAAUGACGAAGAUAAAAAUUGAGCAUGCAUUUGGGAUCCUCAAAGAAAGAUUCUUCUCUUUCAAGCGACUCCCAAUUAAGAUAAGAAGUCGAAAAGACAUGGACAUGGUCAAUUCUUGGAUCAGAGUUUGUGUUAUUCUCCAUAACUUUUUGAUUGACCAGACAGAUGACAUGAUGACAAUGACAAUGAAGAUUUCAUAG